AUGGGCGGCAAUGCAUUCUCCCAGGGCGACGACGCUCUAAGCACGCCUCGAAUGCCUCCUGAGCUCUACUUCAAGCUCAAGCGAGAAUACCAAGAAACUCUUCAACAGUUCUACAACGAGGUCAGAUGUCCGCAAGAGGUUCCCGACAAGCCCGACCACGGCGACAUCGACUUCCUGGUAGCAGGACUCAAGCAUGGUUGCGUGCGCGACGACGUAGCCGUCGGGCUGCGGGCGGAAAGAUGGACGAAGACCCACCCGGCGGUCAGCUAUGCAGUCCCCUUGGCCGGAACAGACGACCAAUACGUACAGGUCGACCUGCUAGAGUGCCCGCCAGACAUGCUGGACUGGGAUGUCUUCAUGAAGUCCUACGGUGACCUGUGGCAGAUUUUCGGACACACGCUGCGGAACCUCGGCUUUACGGCCAACGUCAAGGGAUUCCACCUGCGCAUUCCGGAGAUCGAGGCGAGGAAUCAGAAGGAGAGUAUGCUGCUCCUAACGAAGGACCCGGACGCGGUCAUGGCCUUUCUGGGACUGGACGCGAACAAGUGGCAUGGCCGGAGCACACUAGGGCAAGGCCCAGCAGGCUUUACGAGUGUGGAAGACAUCUUUGAGUGGUGUACCAGCGGUCGAUUCUUCAGCCUUGAGUUUCUGAACGAUAAGAGGGAGAAGUCGAAUGAUCGGCGGCGUCUGAAGCAGCGUUCCAUGUUUGCGAGCUUCUUGAACGAGUGGUUGCCAGCUCGUCCAGAGUUAAGAGUAGAAGACCUGAAGUGGACAAGGCAGGAGAUCCUGAAGCUAGCGCUAAGCGCAUUCAACCAGCAGAAAGAGUAUGAGAAGAUGAUGCAUACGCACGACAUCAUGUUAAGGGAGGAUGCACUCUGGGAAGAGGUAAGGAGAGUCGUACCCAAGCAGGGAGACCAGCUGAACUUGGUUCUCCGGGCUCUGAAGCGGUGGGUGCAAUUCGAGAACGGUAAGCCUGAGCUGCGUCAUGAAGCGGACAUGCACGAUGAGAAUCGGCCUCCUUGGGCAUCAACGGUUGACGAAGAGGACCAGGAAGGCCUGGUCAACUGGGUCCAAGAGAACUGGGAGAGAGUGAAGGACAAGGAGAAAAGCCGCAUCAGCCAGGCCAAGCGUGAGCGUCGAGAAAGCGGACAAGCUGUAUCCCUAGUUUAA
Molecule: messenger RNA, 1170 nt
Organism: Coniosporium apollinis CBS 100218
Lineage: Eukaryota; Fungi; Ascomycota; Dothideomycetes
Exons: 2
Coding region: 1-1170 (389 amino acids)
Source: RefSeq, a predicted model, not a curated record